Marasmius oreades (fairy-ring Marasmius) is the source of this 2382-nucleotide messenger RNA. RefSeq lists its product as uncharacterized. The transcript is spliced from 5 exons. The record is from RefSeq and is a predicted model, not a curated record. Bases 1 to 2382 code for a protein of 793 amino acids. NCBI's taxonomy places the organism in Eukaryota, Fungi, Basidiomycota, Agaricomycetes, Agaricales, Marasmiaceae.
AUGAGCGCUGUUCGUAGAGCGAGUCGCUCUGGGGCUCGUCCUUCACCGUAUGCCAGACCUCCGUCGAAGAAAUCAUCAUGGUCCAUUUCAAGUAUUCUUAGCUAUUUGAAUCCUCUCAAGUCUCGCGUUUGCGAAGAGAUACCUAUCGUGGCAGAAGAUGCAGAUGAGAGUGAUUACAAUCCUGAAGAACACGGCCAGUCGCCAGCAGAAGCGCUCUCUACACGCGGACAUCAACUUUCUCGAAAACUGAAGACGCAAACCCUUGACAGCCAAAAUCCAUCUCUACCGACUCGACAGACACUCGGCAAUCCUCUCCCUCCACCUUCGGUGGCCCAACAGCCUGAGGCGAACCAGGACCUAUUUGUCGAACCUACUUCCGUUUCACAGGGCAUAGAUAUAGUCACCUCUUUCCUGGACUCACAUCGGGAUCGACAAAUCAGUUCCAUUGAAGCCGAGGGACUGAUAUCCUUACUCAAAAAAAGCACUGCUGAAACGCGUGAGCCCUUCCGAUUUUCGAGUAGCACUCCCUCGACACCGCAGCGGGGAAACUCACCUCUGUAUGCUUCAACCAACUCGACCUCAGUUCCCUUCCGAUUUUCUACCCCAAUGGAAACGCCCAAUCAAAUAUCCAACAGUACAGUACCCAAGCUUCUGAAGCAUAAUCCCAAUGGUACUUAUCGAUGGCAAGGUGGCGGCAGUGCCAAACCUCGAAGCCGUAACCGCUAUCAAUCUCCGGCAUUCGGUUCUUCACGGGCGACUUCUGAACGUUUGGUGUUGAAGGAAAGUCCCGAAAAGGUCAAAACAGACACGAAGCGACGUCGUGUAGGGGCCGACGCUGAAACGUCGUCAGCAUCACCUAGCGGCGCGACCUCAACGCAAGCACAUACACGUUCACCUGCACCUGCACCCUCUCCAACAAGGACCUCACAAGCCCCACCACUUCCGACGCCGAGUGUAAACGGCAUCGCGCCGGAUUCUAGUCGAGGCAAUGGAGUAUCCGGCGCCCUUCCUUCAUCCCUAGGCGGCCUUCGAACCUCGGCCAUUCAGAAACCAACAACACCAGUCGUUCCAUCUCCACUGAGACAGGCAUGGGGACAGUCAUCUCCAUCAACUUCAGACGGGGAAGGGUCACCGGCCCCCCCACAGAAACGUACGAAAGCCGCGAACUUCAUGUCUGAACUUAUCACGCAAGUGACUACCAGCAAACACCUCGAAGUCAGUAAUCCGUAUCAAGCGGCUAGUCCUGUGAAGGUUACUGGUCCAGCAAAGCCAAGGAGUAGGAGAAUUCGCGCCGGUAAGGCCAAGGUGGACGUGAACGGUGCUGAGCCAGAAGGACAAGCUAGGAAAGAGGCGGAGAGAGAAAAGGAGACGCAGAAGCAGAAAGAAGUCGAAAAGCAGUAUUCUGCUCAAGCGAUAAUUGAGGCUACCUUACCAAAGGGAAGCAAGCGUUCUCGUCCGCCAGCGAACUUGAGUAACGGAUCAGUGAACGGCACCUCCAGGAUAUCGACCUCCCAGUCGCCUCCCCCCUCUGACACCCACGAGACACAACCCAAUGCAACUGGCCGUUUUGCGGCUCACAUUGAAGAGGUUGAGGAUGAAGAGGAGAAGAUUAGAAUCCCCAAGAAGUCUAAGCCCAAUGGACAUGAAAGCUUGGCAAACACCCUCAAAUCUGUUCCGACUAUUGAGGAAAUUGCUGGAGAUGAACUCUCUAGCAGUGAAACAGUAACUCAGCCUUCGGAGGUGAUUGAGCCCGGCAAUAGUAUUCAGGGAAAACCACCAUUCUCCUUCUCUAAUCAUGGGCUAUCAUCCAAACCAGGUCCUCACAUUUUCGGAAUGCCCAAAUCUAUCAGCAUACCCAAAGAACCAUCGAAGUUAAGGCAGAGUUUCAAAGCUGAUACACCGCCGGCUUCGUCGACCUCCUUCCCGUCGUCAUCAUCUCCAUCUCCGUUCUCUUUCACCGCCGCUCCUCUCCGCUCAUCCCCAACUGUUGCUUCUCCGCAAUCAGUUUUGGAGUCGACUUCCAAGUUCGAUCCUAAACAAUCUGCACUGGAUGAGCCGGUCCCGUCACUACCGAUAUUCACCUUCACAAUGCCGACCUCCCUGUCAAUGAAGGAAGACGAAACAAUGGCCAAAAUCAAAAGCGCUCCUAUAUCUUCUCUCCCUAAAUUCGACUUCGACAUCCCAGCAACUGACAGUAAUAGCAGUUUACCCACCCCUCCAUCAUCGCAACCCAAGUCAGAGCCGGUAAAGGCAUUCGAUUUUGAGGCAGCAGGCUUGAAACCUGCACCUAAACUUGCACCAGGCUCGUGGAUUUGUCAGUUGUGUGGGUGCUCGAGUGAUGCCUCAGCGACUAAAUGUAGCGUUUGUGAGAACCCAAGGUAG